Molecule: messenger RNA, 7224 nt
Organism: Exaiptasia diaphana
Lineage: Eukaryota; Metazoa; Cnidaria; Anthozoa; Actiniaria; Aiptasiidae
Product: sodium channel protein 1 brain
Exons: 25
Coding region: 58-5688 (1876 amino acids)
Biological process (GO): neuronal action potential; membrane depolarization during action potential; sodium ion transmembrane transport
Cellular component (GO): voltage-gated sodium channel complex; plasma membrane
Molecular function (GO): voltage-gated sodium channel activity
Source: RefSeq, a predicted model, not a curated record
GUGUUUUGGUGGAUUUCUGUUCAUCUUUAUAUUUGUUUUCCGGGUCGUGCCGUCAGAAUGCGCCGUGCCAUAAUGGUACGCCCAAAAUUCCGCAAGAAACACGAGCCUAAAAAGGACUAUGCUUGUGGAGGGCAGGGAAAAAACCGCGAAAAGCGACUCUGGAGCAGCGAAACAAGCUCCGAGCAGCUACAAUGUUGUUACAAGAAGAAAUCAUUGAAAAAAGAAAAACCAAUGGAGCUGAAGGAGGAUAGCAUCCAAGUAAACAUGAUAGCAGCCCAGGCUGCCGCACGGGCCCAUCAUCUCAAGGCAGCCGAACAUGACAGAAUUUCAAGGGAAGAAAGCUUUCGCCGUUCGCAACUUAUCCUUCCGGAUGACAGCGAAAAGGAGGCCGAUGAAUAUGUUGAAGAGGAGCCCCUUAUAGUUGUGCCCGACCAUUUAUUAGGUGUACCCCUAAAAGAUCGUGAUUGUGACCAACAGGAAGCCCAGACCUUUCUCGUUGUAGCAAGAAAGUUUGGCAAAUACUGCAUAUAUCGGUUUCACGCGUCCAAAUCGCUGUACAUAUUCAGUCCUAGAAAUCGACUAAGAAGAUUUGUAAUUUUUCUAAUAACUCAUCAAUAUUUUGAAAUUAUUAUUUUAUUAACAAUUUUAACCAAUUGCGUUUUUCUUGCAAUUAAUGAUCCUCCCGAGGAGCCCGAGUAUGUCUUCGCGGCCAUCUACACGGCGGAAAUGAUUCUUAAAAUCAUUGGCAGAGGCUUUGCCCUCCAUAAAUAUGCCUAUCUCAGGAAUGCCUGGAAUUGGCUCGAUUUUUCAGUAGUUAUAUUAGGGUAUGUAACAAUGUUACCGGGUGUAGCAAAUUUGUCAGGAAUGAGAACUUUUCGAGUAUUGCGAGCGUUGCGGACGAUAUCAUCGGUAAAAGGUUUAAAGGCUAUGGUCAACACGCUUCUCAAAUCGAUAAUGAUGUUAUCUGAUGUACUUAUAUUGACUACUUUCUUCUUAUGUGUUUUCGCUCUUAUCGGUCUACAAUUCUUUGCUGGUAUCAUGACUCAUCGAUGUGUCCGUGAUUAUGAUCCUGCUAGCAAUAUAUCAUACGUUGAUUAUUGCACCAAUGAGUCAAACCAUUACAUUUUUAAAGGAGACAAUUUUGCUGUUCUUUGCGGAAAUGAAAGCGCAGCAUAUAACUGCCCGAACAACUAUUCCUGUUUACCCGACUCUGGUCCAAAUCCUAUAUCACAGUAUAUUAGCUACGAGAACUUCGGUUGGUCUCUGCUAACAUCCAUUCAGCUUGUUACAAUGGACUACUGGGAAAGUAUCUAUAAUAGUGUCAUAGCUGUCAAAGGCCCGCUUUAUGUUUUUUACUUCUUGUUUGUUAUAUUUCUGGGGCCAUUUUAUCUCAUCAACUUGGUCCUGGCCGUUGUUUCACUCUCGUAUGAAAUAGAGACUGCGCAAAUGCAGGACGACUCUUUGAGAGCUGCAGCUUAUGCUAAACUAAAGCGAUCAGCCUCGUCAUACUCUUUUGAUGGCUCAUCACCUAUAGAACCAAUUUAUGAAGAAGACAAUCUUCCCAGUCUCCCAGUCGAGGAGAUCGCAAGUGAACAUUUCACUGUUGAGAGCAGUAGUCACACAGCAAUAGAUGAUUUAGAUUCCGUUGAUCUGACGUCAUUGCAAAGGAUGCGUCGAAAAGUUAAAAGGCUGGUUUGUAACUCCAUCUUUGAGACGUUCAUCACAUUGUGUAUUUUAUUCAACACUUUGGCAAUGGCUUGCGAACAUCACGAAAUGAACCCUACUUUCGCUAAAGUACUGGAAGUCUUUAACUACAUCUUUACUGCUGUGUUCUUCUUUGAGAUGGUGCUCAAGCUAACAGCAUUUGGUUUAAAAGAAUACUGCAAAAACCGGUGGAACUUGUUCGAUGGAACGAUCGUUAUCCUAAGUUUAGCUGAUAUGGUUCUCACGCACUCUGGUGCAAUUUCUGGUGCCGGUCUUAGUGUCUUGAGAACAUUUCGAUUGCUACGAGUUCUAAAACUUGCACAGUCGUGGAAAACUAUGGGAGCACUGCUGAAUACGAUUGGAAAGAGUGUGGGAGCCGUUGGUAACAUCAUCGUUAUCUUAGGWAUCAUCGUCUACAUGUUUGCAGUUGUUGGGAUGCAGAUGUUUGGUCCUGAUUAUACACSCGAUAAGUUCGRCGGGAAAAUUCCAAGGUGGAAUUUUAAUGAUUUCGGACAUUCAUUUAUGAUGAUAUUCAGAAUCUUGUGCGGAAAAUGGAUCGAGCCAUUGUGGGAGACCAUGCAAGCUUCUGGGCCAGUUGCUGUGGUUUUUGUAUUGCCAGCAUUUGUCAUCGGUAACUUUGUCAUCUUGAAUCUUUUUCUUGCAUUACUUUUGAACUCAUUUGGAGGAGACCUGGGGGGCGACGAGGAAGAAGAAGAGAAAAAGAAGGAUAGUGAUUCAGAUAAGGAAGAGGARACGAAAGAAAAGYCAGAAAAGAAGUCCAGACUAAGUCAGUUGUUUGGAAAGAAAGGUGUUUCAGGAAGUAAAACUAAAGUUGGACCGGAUGAUGAGGACAACGAAAAUAGUGAAAUGCUUCGUGCAGACGACGAGGAUGAAAAUGAGAACAAGAAAGAGGCGGUCAACAAUUUGAGCAGCAGUAAAAGUAAUGAGGCAAUUCAUCGGGAAAAUGGCUUUGAGAUGUCCGACAUCAGCAAAGUUGCAUUGCAUGAUGACGAAGACAUUUCACAGUCUCUUCGAAAUGACAAUUGCAAGUCGUUAACCACAAUUGUUGAUGUUGAGAGAGCAGCCAUAAGAAUACGAGAAGAACCAAAUUCAUCCAAGAAAAGCGAUGACAAGCUGGAGUCCAACGAUGAAAACCUCAGUAAUGGCGAUCUUGUGGCUAACGGCUCAGCGCCUAUAGUUCCAAAUGGUAACUCACGACUUUCUGCCAGCUCUGAUAGAUCACGCAAGGAUGUUAGUCUCGGUGAUAUCGAGUCUCGCAUACCAGCGGGAAGUCCCAACCACGACGGAAAACGUGACACAAUUGUCACAGUCGAUACAGAUAUUCUAGAUAAUGAGAAUAAAGUUCGUGAUUGCUGUCCUUCGUUUUGCUACUGCGAGAGUGUUUGUUGUGAGAGCUAUCGGGAUUCCUGUAUUAGGCGGAGUUGGCAUUCGCUGCGUGAAAAUGUACUGAGAUUUGUGGAACACAAGUACUUUGAGUUAUUCAUUCUGGUCAUGAUCGGUGUCAGCAGUUUGACAUUGGCGUUUGAAGACAUCCAUAUCGACAAGAAGCCCGUCCUCAAAGACAUAAUCGAGUUUCUCAAUUUCACAUUUGCCGUGACAUUCACUAUAGAGAUGUUAUUGAAAAUGCUUGCGUUUGGAAUCGUUGGUUAUUUCACCAACCUUUGGAACUGUCUUGAUUCAUUCAUUGUUGCGAUUUCUCUGGCAAGUAUCUCUGGAAAUGAAAACUUGAAUGCGUUCCGCUCCCUUCGAGCAUUAAGACCUCUCAGAGCUAUUUCACGAUUCGAGGGAAUGAAGAUUGUUGUCAACUCUCUGGUACAUGCCGUACCAGCCAUUUCCAAUGUCUUGCUGGUGUGUAUGAUCUUCUGGUUAAUCUUCUCCAUUAUUGGUUUCCAACUGUUCGGUGGCAAGUUUUUCAAGUGUGUCGAUGCUGAUGGUGAAAAAUACAGUCAUUUGGUGGUCCCUAAUAAGACUGUAUGCUUAAGCCUAAAAGAUCAAGGAGCCCGCUGGCAAAACUCUAAAGUCAACUUUGAUAAUUCUCUCAAUGGUUUCCUAGCCUUGUUCCAAGUGGCCACUUUGGAAGGAGUAUUCGAGGUCAUGUACGAUUCAGUGGACUCAGUAGGUAUUGACCAACAACCAAUAUAUGAGCAUUCUUUUGCUGGAUACUUCUAUUAUGUGAUCUUCAUUAUCAUGGGCGCUUUCUUCUUCUUGAACCUGUUUAUUGGUGUCAUCAUCGACAACUUUAACCGUCUAAAACAAGAGUAUGAAGACAGUGGUUCUUUGGGAUUCCUCCUUACACCAGGACAACGAAGCUGGGUCAACACAAUCAAGAAAACAUACUUUCGUAAACCAAAGAAGCAGCCUAAGAGACCCAAGUCCAAGUGGCGAAACUGGAUUUUUGACUUGAUCCAUCAAAAGAAGUUCGAAAUAUUCAUCAUGACUGUGAUUAUGUUGAACAUGCUUACAAUGAUGCUGCAGCACCAUAGGCAAGACGAAGAGUUUACCAACGCUUUGAGAUAUCUGAACUAUCUGUUUACCGGUAUCUUCACUGUGGAAGCUAUCGUCCGCCUCAUCGCACUCAGAUUCGACUACUUCAAGCAGCCGUGGAAUGUGUUCGAUUUUGUGAUUGUUAUUUUCUCGAUUAUAGGAAUAAUCAUGGAUGAUGUCCUCAAAAAGAAAAUGAGCUUCUCUCCUGGUCUUCUUCGUGUAGCGCGUGUGUUCCGCAUUGGACGUCUUCUGCGGUUCUUUGAAGGYGCGAAGGGUGUUCGUCGUUUGCUGUUUGCGCUGGUGAAGUCUUUACCGGGUCUCGUUAACAUUGCUACUCUUCUCUUCUUGAUCAUCUUCAUCUACGCCAUCAUUGGCAUGUCGUCGUUUGCCUAUGUGAAGAAAGACAACGGAAUCACGGAUGUUGUGAAUUUUGAAACGUUUGGCAAUUCGAUGUUACUGUUGUUCCGCAUUGGCACAGCAGCUGGAUGGAACACCAUUCUUGACCCAAUGAUGGUCACURAACCCGACUGUGACCCAAAGUUUACACCACCAGGCGAAAAAUUUGGUGGAAAUUGUGGAAAGCCGUUACUUGCCGUUAUUUAUUUCGUCAGUUAUAUUUUAUUCAUAUUUUUAAUUAUUAUCAAUAUGUACAUUGCGGUCAUUUUAGAAAAUUUCAACGAAGCACAGUCACAAGAAGACAUUGGCAUCACAGAUGACGAUCUGGAGACAUUCAUUUGUGUAUGGGAAAAAUACGACCCCAAAGCAACUCAUUUUAUACAUUAUUACCAACUUAGUGACUUCUUAGACGAGCUGGAUGAACCAAUGCGUAUACCCAAGCCUAAUAGAGACAAAUUUGGCGAGCUCGCAGUGCCUCUUAAGUCCAACAAUAGAAUUUACUGCAUUGAUCUUAUGCAGUCGUUAGUACGUAAGAAAAUAGGCGAUCUGGAAGGAGUAGAGCAUGAAGAAAUGGAUGGGUUAAUGCAACGACUUAAAGACAAGUUUAAUUCUAAGUCAAGUAAAGAUAAAGAAGAGGAUAAUGUUGCACAAAUAGCUGAAAUCCACGCCCAUGAAAAUAAAAUGGCUGCUGUCAUACAGAAAGCAUAUAGAAUUCACUUACUCAAGCGCAAGAUACGAGAGCAUUGUCACACUAAGUUCCACAAAUACGACCGAUUAAACGAGAGCAAAGAAAAAGAAAAACAUAGCCAUGGUCAUCACGGAUUGUGGAAAGAGAAGCAGCUACAGACGAAAUCUGAGAGUACGGCGGGUUUGGAGACGGUUGUUGCUAUGUUAUGGUACAACGAAAGCAAACGACACGAAGAGGAACGUCAGUCCGCAGCAGCAGCAGCAGCAGCAGCUGCUGAACGCAAUAARUCUGAGGAUGAUUUGGAGACUAAAGACAAAGAGGACAAGAAAGAAACAAAGACACAAGGGGAGACUAGUGAGGAAGGCGGACGAGAUUCGAAGAUGUCCAACUGUUGAACCAGUACAACCAAAACUGGUAUGUAAGCCCGCGAAGGAUUUCACACAGUCCUCGAUCUUUCAAUUUAAAUCAUUGGCAGGAUAAACAUAAUCCAUCCUAUAGUUGGGUUCCAAUAUCCCUAUGAACAAAACAUGACAACAUAUCAAAAGUGGACUGGAUUCUAGUAAUAUUUUUGGUUGUCAUAGUAACGGCCACGACAGACCCUCACAUUUGCCUCUUUAAUAUGUGUGCUCGUUUUCAGUCGACGGAGGCCGAGCUGUGAGCACAAUGUAAAUAUGACCAAAGAAUGGCAUUAAUAUCUGUGUGUUCCUGUUAAGACCAUUAGAUUAACCCUUAGUUCCUGUCGUGGUAGACAAGUACGGCCCAUAAAUGGAGGUCGUCAGACGGCGGCGAACAAAGAACUGCAACACUUAGAGCAAGGUUAUGGUAUUGGAAGAGUUUAGCAAAUUUGUGCUUUCUUUUGCGUCAAUCAAUCAAGUUUUAUCCAAUCUAGAACAAUUUUCGCACAUCCAUGGAAAAGGACCAGAAAUCCCUUCUGCUAGAACUAAGAUAAACCCAAUGUAUUUAUUGAAUCAAUGAAUUUUGAUACUUAAACUCAUAGAAAACUGUUUUUGCGACGCCAAAUUUGUGCCGCCAUGAAAACAAAAAACGAAAAAGAUCAUUGGCUCCUUUUGGUUUCUUGUGCGGCAUAAAUUAGGUGGGCGUAUCUCCAGGAAUUGUUGAGAAUAGUGGUUGCUGGAGAUUUAGCUAUCGCUUUAGAAGUCAAUGCAAAGAAGUCCAUAAUUAAGACAAGCUACAAGUGUACCAGAGAUUAUAUGAAUAUUUCAGCAAUAUUGAUCUGCAAAAGAGAUAAUUUGUCAAGCACGUAUUAGACGUGUAAACAAAGACUGGCGUAACCGUCAACGGUAAUAUUAAUGUUCGUCUUGACCUUCCACCCCUGAAUAUCAGCACUUUUAAAAUAUGUUUAAAGCAAAAUUAUUUAUUUGAAUAUUUAUUUUUGGAGACUUUCUCUAGUACUUAGUCCCUCUCUUGGGAUUGUAUUAUAGAUAUCAACCAUGAUGCACUCGGUGCCUAAAUCUACCUAUAAUGCUCUGCGCGUUUCGGUAGGAUUCUACCCAUAAUGCACUAACCUCUUAUUCUAGUUACCAGCCCAUCUCUUAUUGUUAAUGUCUUCUAGUCAAUUAGAUCGCGUUUCAAGGAUUUAGYCCUUUAAUGAAUUAUCUUAUAUGGCAGACGAAAUUCUGCCUUUGCUCUUUAACAACUUUUUAUACUGAUUUUGAAUUUUUUAUUAAUAUUAAUAAUUGUUUUGGAGGUGUGGUCAUAUAUUAAACACUUUCGCCUACAAUGUUCAUCUUUGUUCUUAUAAAUGUAUAUUUUUUUUCUCUCCCUUAUGUAAUUAACCAAUCCCAGAGUUCUCAGUAAGUGCUAUUUUACUGAGCACGGCGUUAACUGCAUUUCAGUAAAUUUCGAGCCAAGUCCGAUGUAUAUGUGUUGUGUGCCUUGUGUCUAUUAAAGUAAAUACCUUAGUAAUAUGA